GGCAUCAACAAUACAAUACUCAUAAACGAGCUGGAAGUCAUUAGUUACUGAGUAAAAGCUCUCUGGCAGAACAAAUACAGAUUACCCUUUUAAAAUCCAGAGUUCUUUCAUUUAAGUAUGACUGGAACAGCAGUGGUUCUGAUGAACCUGCUCCUCAUACUCUCUGUGGGUGGAGAGGAUAAAUCAAGACUCCACCGCAGGCCUGCGUGUGGGGGUUUGAGUGUCAAUCAAGCAUGCCCCCUCAACUAUUCUCCCGUAUGUGGUAAUGAUGGCAUCACAUACGUCAAUGAAUGCACCCUGUGUGUGCAGAGAAUGCACACUAAUGCAGACAUUUUGAUUGUGAAAGACGAACAAUGCUGAGGUGGAGGACCUUAUGAAAUCAACGCUUUGCUUUUCAUAUCUAUGUUUGUUUAAGAGUGUUGUUUGCUAUGGUCAUCUAGGGGAUGUGAUCAGUAUACCUAUAAACAGUGGAUGUGUGAACACCUAGCAAAUGUUAAAAUUAAAAAUAUUAGUACUAAAAGUGUCAGUUUUAUCACAUCUCAGUGACUUUGAGUGAAUAGGGUUUCAUUUUCUAAGUCUUUUUAAGUCUUUAAGAUUUCAUGAUACUGUCUUUCUUUAAAAUAUGUAUUUCUAUAAUAUAAAUGUAUUCCUUUAUUUCUGAAGGAGCUUGCUUUGAGUGCAAUGUUUUAGGAGUGAAGAUUUGGAGUUACCGCUUAUUUUUCCAAAUAUAACAAAAUAUAACAAAAAUGGAAAUGUGACAUGAUAACAGAUGACAAACAGUGGGAAGACAAGCAUUUAUACAUUUACCCUUUUUUGCUAAUAAAAUAAACAUACUUGGCCAAACAAAUGUA
This is a messenger RNA of Carassius auratus (goldfish), 851 nucleotides long. Its product is annotated as probable pancreatic secretory proteinase inhibitor. Bases 118 to 360 code for a protein of 80 amino acids. Gene Ontology annotation, molecular function: serine-type endopeptidase inhibitor activity; protein binding. The transcript is spliced from 4 exons. The record is from RefSeq and is a predicted model, not a curated record. NCBI's taxonomy places the organism in Eukaryota, Metazoa, Chordata, Actinopteri, Cypriniformes, Cyprinidae.